This is a messenger RNA of Carassius gibelio (silver crucian carp), 5152 nucleotides long. Its product is annotated as sodium channel subunit beta-4. Gene Ontology annotation, molecular function: sodium channel regulator activity; transmembrane transporter binding. Gene Ontology annotation, cellular component: membrane; voltage-gated sodium channel complex. The transcript has 6 exons. NCBI's taxonomy places the organism in Eukaryota, Metazoa, Chordata, Actinopteri, Cypriniformes, Cyprinidae. Bases 1050 to 1745 code for a protein of 231 amino acids. The record is from RefSeq and is a predicted model, not a curated record. Gene Ontology annotation, biological process: regulation of sodium ion transmembrane transporter activity; regulation of ventricular cardiac muscle cell membrane repolarization; cardiac muscle cell action potential involved in contraction.
GGUUGAGAAAUGCAGAGUCAUAGGAAACUCAAUUCUGCCAGUUUAUCAUGGAUGUGUGAGAGAGGGACAUAUACACAGAGUCGCAGUCACUUUACAGGCGAACACACACAUGUACAGUCUGCUCAUAUUCAUUUAUGUGUCUUUCACAGUACGGGACAGUGAUGCGUGUCACUCUUGUCAACCUGUCAUUGUUAAUUGAUGUGUAUCCCAGCAGUUGUGGCACCAUGUUGCUUUCUGGAGCUGUCCUCCCUGUUGCCUCUCUAAAAACUGCAAUGCAGAAGAGACUCCGGACCCCAAAUAACACUGCCUAACAACUUGAACCCACAUUUACUGCUCAGAGAGAGAGAGAGGAGGAGGAGAGAGGACAGGAGCAGAGAAGGGGUGAGAGGAAGGAAGGGAGAGACAGACAGUAAGGAGGGAAAAAGUUGAGUAUGUGCCAGAUUUUAGCCGAUUUUUUCAGAGACAGAGAGAGAGAGAGAGAGAGAGAGAGAGAGAGAGAGAGAGAGAGAGGAGGCAGGGCUGCUGUUGAACAGACUAGCUGCAGUUGUCUUCAGUCCUUCAGUGCUUCAAUGCUCUUCACUUCUGUUUUACCGGCUGGAUUGCGCGAGUCCCUCAAUAGGCGCGUCCGUGAGAGUGCGUGUAUGUGUGUGUGUCAGAGGGUGUUUGUGUGUGUGUCUGAGCAGUAUCGGGACCAUAGCACUGCGGAUUUGUGUGCAGCAUAUUCUGUGGACUGAUGCCCUCUGCUUCUCCAAAUAGGACACACAGAUUUACCUGCUUAACAGAGGUCCGAGGGCAACCGAAAAACAGAGCCAGAUCCUUGUGCUUCCAGGUUUCUUGAGACCUGGACAGGCCUUUGACAGAAGGAAUCUUAUGUUUGAUGUUAGGAACUGCAAGCACAGAUUGAUCUAGUGCACAGCUGCUGAGAAGUGUCCAGUAGUCUGCCCCCACGCAGCAUCUUUAGGACUUCUGGGAAACUGACAACUGAACUAAACUGCUGAGAUAGACAGGUGCACGUGACAAAAAGAAGGGAGAAGAAAGUGAAGUGAAAGAUGGAGACACAGAGCAGAGGACGUCUGAGAGGAGGAGGCGGUGGCGUGGCUUUAGAAAGAACUGCAUCCUGUCUUCUGCUCACACUCAUCUUUGGUGUGUGUUGUGUUCAUGCUCUGGAGAUGUCUACUGGUAAGAUUCCAUUUCUAGAAGCAGUGAACGGCAGCACAGUGCUUCUGCCUUGCACCUAUGCCAGCUGUAUUGGAAUCACUAACCUCUACUUCAAAUGGGAGUUCAAUGAUAAUGGCACCAUGGUGAAGCUGGCUGAUUCUGUAAUUCCAACGGAUCAUGUGGAGGCAAAUAACGUGAAAGUUUACCAUGAGAGGGUGAACUUUGUCGGCUCCAGUAAAGGAAAUAACAUCUCCAUCCUGCUUUGGAAUAUAACAUUUGAAGAUGCAGGUGUCUACACCUGCUUUGGCAAAAACCCCAAAGAGAAGGGCAAGAAUCACAGCGCCAUUUUCACUCUAUAUGUAGUAGAGGAAUUAAGGGUGGUUGAUAACACACUCACCAUCAUUAUUGCCUCCUGUGUUGGUGGAUUCAUUGCUUUUUUAAUGGCCUUCAUGCUGCUAAAGAACUUCACUCUGUUCGUUCUCGCAAAGAUUGAGGAAAAAAAUAAGGAGUGCCUUGUCACCUCUUCAGGGAUUGAUAACACCGAGAACGGUCUGUCGGGCUCCAAAUCUACACCAAAGAAAGCAUGACAGCGUGCAACCAAACACAGUCCCACAUGCACAUGAAAACAUGGAUCAGCCAUCAUGCAUUGCCCUCUCUUUUUAUUUACAUCUGUGUUUACAAAUGCUAUACUUAAGUUUUUAUGAUACAGAGCAAUCAUAGUAUUAAACAAGAUUUUCAUUCAUAACAUUUCCAUGGAUGAUAUUCACAUGACUCAUUUAGUUGAUGCAUAAACACAGAUAUGAAUAAAAAGAGGGGCAUAAUGAAUAUCUGCAUAUAUUUCAAUUUAUAUAUGCAUUUUAAUAUGCACCACACAUGCAGCCUCACGCACUUUAGUUUCUUGGCCCACACAAUAUCUGUGGGCUGUAUUUAUUCUUAUGAUAGAAAAAUGAAAUAUUUUCUUUAACAAUGCUUGACACAGGGACAAAUGUAGGUGUGCUAUUCAUUUAUUUCAUUGAACUGGACUGUAAAGCUGAGAAGGGCCCAUGGCCUUAUUUGUAUUUGACUAAAAUAGUUGUGAAAGGAGUACAUUUCUUGGGUUAAAAAAACAAACAAACAAACAAAACAUGCAGUGCUGUUUGUCAAAUGGCCAUUGACUUUGAAAAUAUAUCUGUUGUAGAAAGAUCAGUUAUGCAACAGUGAUUUGCAUCGUUUCACUGACAGACUGUCAUAGCUGGUUAAUAACACUGCAUGUUUUAAUGCAGUACCUCUAAAUAGAGCAAAAAAAUUUAAAUCAGCAGAACUCUGAUUGCAAUAAGCAUGAAGGGAGAAUUAAGCCUUAUUUGAACAGUCUUGAGUCCAGUUUAAAAUAAACCUCAUUACCGUUUUUGCUUGAAAAUGAAACACAGGUGCCUGUUAACGCUUCUGUCGCCACCUUUUGGUGAGGAUGAUUGAAUCAAUGCAGAACAUUACAAUGCAAAAAAAAAAAAAAAAAAAAAACUGCAAAAGCCACCAAACAGUUAGUAAAAACAAGCUAAUGAAUGAUACUUGACAAUCUGUAGAAAUCAGUAUCCUCUUAGAAAAAUUCCAGAAUUAAACUUUGAAAAUGCUGCUUCAAAUAAUUUCCAAUGAAUUAUAGCAUGUGGUAAAUGGCCAGAAGUUGUAGGAGUACAUGGCUGACUAUAACAGUAGAAACAUAUGUAAUGCUUUUUUAUUGAAAUAUUGAAUCAAAAUUGUCACAUACUGAACAUAAUUAUCAUUAGCUUUGAAACUAAAAAAUAGCUUGGUGAAUUCCCUCACUUAACAAAAUAUGAAUACCAUAAAGGAAAAAAAUAAAAUAAAAACAACAUAAUAUAACCUUUUGAUGCAAACAGACAUACUGUGACCUGAAAACCAUGCAACUCACCCUGACAUAAUGAAAAUGCAAUAUUUAAAGGCAAUAAACUUAUCAUCAUACAGUCAUGCAGAACAACUAAGUGAAACCAUAUAUAUGAUGUAAAUAUUGAUUUAAUAAUCGAGACAUGACUGAAUGUAGUCUCACAGGUUUUCAGAAGUUUAGCUAAUAAGCAUUUCAAACUUUCACUUGAAGGAUUCAGGGAAUUCAGUGGAGACGAGAGAAGGGACUGACGUCAAGCAAGUCUGGAGAGGUCUGUUCAUUCAUUUAGAAAUUAAAUAAGAUUAAUCAAUAGAUAAAAUGUGCCAAUAAUCUAUUAUUAAAAUACAGAGGUGCUGUACAAAACUCUAAAUGACUAGUAACAGAUUAUCCCGUCAUUUGAAAAGAUAUGUUAUUUCUUUUAGUUAUAUAUUACUUAUUGAGAUAUUUCAAUAACGAAGUUAAUAGAAAGUAAAUAUUGAAACCUCUAUUGAUCUGCUGUAGAGAGCUCACUUCUUCUGCUUGAAGAAUUUUACAGGUCUUUGGAUUUUGCAAUUGUUGCUGAAUCUUGGGUGAUGUUGGUCAUGAAAGUCUUCCUUGAAAAAGCAGCUUGUCUUCAGUGCCAAAAGAAGUUAACUCUAGAUGAAUAAUCUAGCUAUAGAGCACAAAAGGAGAAGUCUGGUCAAUAAAUAUUAUAUUUGGACCUGAACAAAAAUCUAGUAGCGGUCCUCUCAUACCCCUAUGUAACAUCACUAAAUGUAGAUUGAAACAGCGAUUUCAUUUUGAAACGGUAUCUUAUAUUUAACAUGGUAAAAAAGGGGAGUAUCUUAAAUUAUUCUGUUUGUUAAAGGGUUCCUUCAACAAACAGUUGUGAUAAAUGUUAUUGACCCUCAGAUUCUUUUUUCUAUAUGAUCUUAUGGCACACAGGUUAGUAAAGCAAUACAUGUUUAGAGGGCUCUUUAGCUUCUUUUAAUAGGAGAAAUAUUGGAAAGGUACAUUCAUACAUUUCCAAAGCACUUGUACUACCUCUUAUUCAAACAUUUUCAUCAUAUCAUUGUGCUGAACUUGCAUUUAGUAUUUCUGCAUUUAAUGUUUUUUGAAAUGUUGGAACAGUUGAGGUUUUCUCAGGUCGCUCAUUGAAAGAGUUUGAUAUUCUGCUUGAUAUUGGGCUUUUAAUUAAUGUUUUCCUUACAGUCUUCCUUCUAUUAAUGCACUAUUUAAUUAACAACAUAUCAGUUUGGGUUGCAUUAUUUAUUUGUCAGGCUUGGCAGUAGUCACGGCCUAAUUGUGAUAAACACACAGUUUUCAACCAAACCACAGACAUUAGGAGUGAAUGCAAAGGGGAAGUUCCCACCAUCAUGUGAAGUGUAUGUUUUUCCUAAAAAGUAUUUCUCUGUUAAUCUUUUGACAUUGGAAUGUAAAGCAAAUUUCUCUGAGACCUAAAAAAAAAAAAUGUAAUGCUGCCAUAUCGUGAUAUUGUGCAUGUGUGUUCACGCAACCUGUGAUUCUAAAAAUGUGUAUGAAGCUUUGUUAAAAACCUUAAAUGAAGAAAUCACUGAGAAAAUGCAAUAACAGAGGAUGUGGUAGAAACCAAUUAAAAGGUGGAUGGCUGGUUUUAUUUUCUUCAGUUUAUUUCAGGUUAUCAUUUAAUUAACUCUGAUGCAUGAGGAAAUAUCUUUAAUUGGAAAAAAACAAAUUGGUAAUUGUUUUUUUUUACUGAAUCCGAUACAUUCAGAUGCUUUAUGAAGACCGAGCUACACUAGAUGUUGGGACAAAAAUGUAAGACCAAUGGGAAUAGAGGCCUCAAGGACUCAAAAGUCCACAGAGUCAAAAGGAACACUGUCUAAAGGAGUAAAAGUUUGGAAAAUCAUAAACUUGGAAUUUGGAACACCAACCUGAUAGUCGAUCUCAGCUCAUUGUUUGACAUCAGUCCCUGUAAAACUGAAUGUAAAACACAUGCUGUAUCAUACAUGCUCCACUUGGCCCAUAAUCCCGAAUUCUCGAUCCCACUGUUUCCUUAAGCCAGUGUGCAGCCUGUUACUCCCCAUUGGACUGCACAGUCAUGCAUAUUAUAUUUCUUUAUAAGAAGCAGCAACUGAAAUAAAAUGUUUUGGAUAAAACAAA